Molecule: messenger RNA, 375 nt
Organism: Staurois parvus
Lineage: Eukaryota; Metazoa; Chordata; Amphibia; Anura; Ranidae
Source: the annotation of a GenBank genome assembly
AUGUCUCACAGAGAAGGUCAGUUUUUACAGAAAUCAGAGAUCUCAUACUGGGGAGAAAUAUUCCUGUUCCAAGUGCGGGAAAUGUUUUUCACGCAAGUCCUAUUUUUAUAUAUAUUAGUGAUUAUACAAGGCGGAGCAGUCAUACCCUUGCCCGGAGUGCAGGAAAUGUUUUUCAAAGAAGUACAGCCAUAUGCCUGUCCAGAGUGCGGGAAAUACUUUUCAGCGAAGACCAGUCUUUAUACACAUCUUGCACGGAGGAGAAGCUGUACUCCUGUCCAGAUUGCGGGAAAUGUUUUACGGAGAAGCCCUUUUCUUUACAUACGUCAGAGAUUUCAUACGGUGGAAAAGCCGUAUCGGGGACAAGAGGGUGAGUGA